CUUGGAGUCAUUUUUUUGCAAUGAAGGCGUUGAUUCUUGUUGGUGGAUUUGGAACGCGGCUGCGGCCGUUGACGCUUGGUCUGCCCAAGCCAUUGGUUGAGUUUGCCAACAAGCCAAUGCUUCUGCACCAAGUGGAAGCGCUCGUCAAGGCUGGCGUCACGCAUGUCAUUCUGGCUGUCAACUACCGCGCCGAGGUCAUGGAGAAGGAGCUCCGGUCAUUUGAGCAAACGUACAACAUCAAGAUCAGCAUCUCGCAAGAAACAGAGCCGUUGGGCACAGCCGGCCCACUGGCGCUCGCACGGGACAUUCUCAACGAAGGCGAUUCGCCAUUUUUUGUGCUGAAUAGCGACGUGAUUUGCGACUUUCCGUUCGAGGAGAUGGUCGCCUUCCACAAGGCUCACGGCAAGGAAGGCACCAUCCUUGUCACCAAGGUCGACGAGCCCAGCAAGUACGGCGUGGUCGUUGCUCGCCCCGACGGGUGUAUCCAAAAGUUUGUCGAAAAGCCGCAAGUCUUUGUCUCGAACAAGAUUAACGCAGGCAUCUACCUCUUCAACACGGCCAUCCUCAAACGAAUCGAGCUGCGGCCAACGUCCAUCGAAAAGGAAACAUUCCCUGCUAUGGCUGCCGACCAAGAGCUGUUUGCCAUGAACUUGGAAGGAUACUGGAUGGACAUUGGCCAGCCAAAAGACUUUCUUGCGGGAUCGGCACUCUACCUCGAGUCGAUGCGCGCCAAAAACCCGAGCAUGCUUGCCAAGGGCGACAACUUUGUUGGCAACGUCUUGGUGGAUCCUUCUGCAAAGAUUGGCACUGGGUGUAAGAUCGGCCCGAACGUCGUGAUUGGCCCCAACGUCAUUAUCGAGGACGGCGUAAGGCUUGCCAAGGCCACAAUAUUGAACGGCUCGCGCAUCAAGAGCCACGCAUGGCUGACGUCCAGCAUCAUUGGCUGGCGCUCCACCAUCGGACAAUGGGUGCGCAUGGAAAACAUUUCAGUACUUGGCGAGGAUGUCAUGGUCAAGGACGAGAUUUACAUCAACGGCGGCAUGAUUUUGCCGCACAAGGAGAUUGGAACAAGCAUUCCUGAGCCGAGUAUUGUCAUGUAAAUUAUCAACAGACCCCCGUUCUCCUCGCCCCCUUCCAAAACACCAAGUCUUGAUCCUGAGUGCAGUUGCAGUCCCCCCCCCUUGUUUUUUUUUUCUUGUUCGUGUCUCUGUUUCUCGUUGUCUUGUGUCAAUGAUUGAAUUAUUUCAAACCAGUG
Molecule: messenger RNA, 1255 nt
Organism: Capsaspora owczarzaki ATCC 30864
Lineage: Eukaryota; Filasterea; Ministeriida; Capsasporidae
Product: mannose-1-phosphate guanyltransferase beta
Exons: 6
Coding region: 21-1100 (359 amino acids)
Biological process (GO): cell wall mannoprotein biosynthetic process; GDP-mannose biosynthetic process
Cellular component (GO): cytoplasm
Molecular function (GO): mannose-1-phosphate guanylyltransferase (GTP) activity; GTP binding
Source: RefSeq, a predicted model, not a curated record